This is a messenger RNA of Cucumis melo (muskmelon), 438 nucleotides long. RefSeq lists its product as uncharacterized. The transcript has 2 exons. NCBI's taxonomy places the organism in Eukaryota, Viridiplantae, Streptophyta, Magnoliopsida, Cucurbitales, Cucurbitaceae. Bases 1 to 438 code for a protein of 145 amino acids. The record is from RefSeq and is a predicted model, not a curated record.
AUGAAUAGCCCAAUAGUUCAACUGUUAGCUUCCGAAAAACUUAAUGACAAUAAUUAUGCGGCAUGGAAAUCGAAUCUUAACAUGAUAUUAGUUGACGAUUUGAGAUUUGUCUUAACUAAGGAAUGUCCUCAAACCCCAGCCUCUAAUGCUAAUCGAACUAAUCGGGAAGCAUAUGAUCGAUGGAUAAAGGCUAAUGAAAAAGCUUGUGUCUGCAUUCUUGCCAGCAUGUCUGAUGUUCUGAAAAAGAAACAUGAAUCCUUAGCCAUGGCUAAAGAAAUUACGAAUUCAUUAAGGGAAAAUAGUUCUUGGAAAAGGCUUUCAGGUGAGAUCACUCUCAAGGUUGAAACAGGAGAGAUGGUCUCAGCUGAAGCAGUGGGAGAGUUAAAGUUGUAUUUUGGGUUUUCGGGUCGAGUCUGGGUAUCCAACCAGGUCUGGUAG